GCUGGUCCGUUCCCAGGGUCCGAAGAAGACGUGUCAAGAAAAAGCUCCUUGUUAGAUGUGGACGUAUAAUGGCAGGACAACACAAAUGACUGUCCUCUUUACUCCCUGCUCGUCCCAUAAAUGAGUCGAAAAUGGGCAAGAGAGACAACCGAGUGGCUUACGUUAAUCCUAUUGCUGCUGCACGAUCCAGGGGCCCGGUACAGAACUCUGGACCAACCAUACAGGAUUAUUUAGGCAGACCUCGGCCAACAUGGGAAGAGUUAAAGGAGCAGCUGGAGAAGAAGAAGAAGGGCUCGCGAGCCUUAGCUGACUUUGAGGACAAGAUGAACGAGAGAUGGAAGAAAGAGCUGGCGAAGAACCGUGAGAAGCUGAUGGGCGGGAGCGACAAGGACAAAGAAAAGGACAAAAAGGCAACAGAGAAAAAGAAGAGAGAGAAGAAGAAGUGCAGUAGGCAUUCUUCAUCUUCUUCCUCCUCCUCAUCGAGUUCUGAUUCCUCCAGCAGCUCCUCCUCAGAAUCCGAAGAUGAGGACGAAAAGAAGCCGGUGAAGAAAAAACGUAAAAGGAAGAGGUCGUCGGCCAGGAGAGCGUCAGAUGACUCUGAAGCAGAAUCGGAGCCAGAAAGAAAGAAGAAAAAGAAGAGAAUGAAGGAGGAGGGUGAUAACGAGAAGGACGGCAAGAACCAUCGCAGGAAAACAAAAACCGAGCGCAAAGACUCCUCCUCCAAGUCUUCUGCAGAGUCGGCAGGAGAAGAAUUUGUAAGUCAUUCGUUUUUUUUUAACGGGGACAGCAAUUUAAGUUUCAAUUCUUGUGAAUUCCAGCUGCUUUUUGUUUUAAUGUUGCUGCAUUGCACGACUUCCUCGUUUGUGUGGUUUCAUUUUUCUGUGCCAGGCGGAAGCCAAGAAGAAAAAGAGAAGUAGCGAGGAAAAGGAGAAAAUCCCAGACAAAUCCAGGAAGAAGAGGAAAAAGAAGCACAAGAAGCACAGCGGCAAAAAGAAGAGGAAGGCGGUGUCUCAGUCCAACUCUGAGGCGGACUAGCUGUGCAACGUUGUUUUUGUUUUUUUGACACCACAUUUUGGACACCAGGCACAGUAGGGUUAAAUCAGUGGCAACUCCUCGCUGAAUCAUGUGCAUAUCUUUUUUAGACUUUUGAGUGCAUGUGCCACGGAUGUUCCUACUGACUGAACUAUCCCUUUUUUUGAGCAGUUUCACUUUGCUUCCUCCAGUAGCUGCUGCUGCUUCCUUCUUCCCAGUUGCUCCGUAUGCUGAAACCUCGAUGUCACGCCAGCCUCAUAUUGAAGUUGGACCUGUAAGAUAAAACACACUUCCGUUUGUCGUGGCACAGCAGUGCAAUGUAUGAACCCUCGUGAAUAAACUCAUGUUGUAGCCACCA
Entelurus aequoreus (snake pipefish) is the source of this 1390-nucleotide messenger RNA. It is a transcript of the gene fam133b, whose product is annotated as family with sequence similarity 133 member B. The record is from RefSeq and is a predicted model, not a curated record. Lineage: Eukaryota; Metazoa; Chordata; Actinopteri; Syngnathiformes; Syngnathidae. The transcript has 11 exons. Bases 132 to 917 code for a protein of 261 amino acids.